AUGGGCUACUACGACGACGACGGUAACUACCACUCCUUCCGUCGUGGUGUGGAACGCGCUGCCGACCGCAUCAUGCACCCCUUCCAUCACCAUGACCACCAUCAUCAUCAUGGCCACCAUGAUCAUGACCAUCAUCACGAACGCCAGGAUGUUGUCGUCGCUGACGAUCGCGGACCAGUUCGAUUCCGGGACGGUGUUCGUGAGGAUGUGCGCAUCGUUGAGCCUCGUGCUGGCGGUGGCGCCACCACCGAAUCCGUGCCCAUCCCCUGCCAUUUCGUGCGCAUCGGCGACAUCCUGAUCCUCCAGGGCCGUCCCUGCCAGGUGAUCCGUAUCUCCGUCUCCCCUCAGACCGGCCAGCACCGCUACCUGGGUGUCGACCUCUUCACCCGUCAACUGCACGAGGAGUCCAGCUUCAUCUCCAACCCUUCGCCCUCCGUUGUGGUCCAGACCAUGCUUGGUCCCGUCUACAAGACCUACCGCAUCCUGGACUUGCGUGACGACGGCAAGCUCGUCGCCAUGACCGAGUCCGGUGACGUCAAGCAGGGUCUGCCCGUCGUGCCCCAGGGUCACCUCUUCCGUCGCAUCCGUGAGGCGUUUGAGGAUGGCCGUGGCAGCGUCCGCGCCCUGGUCAUCAACGACGGUGGUCGCGAGCUGGUGGUGGACUACAAGGUGAUCCACGCUUCCCGCCUGUAG
Molecule: messenger RNA, 693 nt
Organism: Aspergillus melleus
Lineage: Eukaryota; Fungi; Ascomycota; Eurotiomycetes; Eurotiales; Aspergillaceae
Gene: hexA
Product: putative Woronin body protein HexA
Exons: 1
Coding region: 1-693 (230 amino acids)
Biological process (GO): positive regulation of translational elongation; positive regulation of translational termination
Molecular function (GO): translation elongation factor activity; RNA binding; ribosome binding
Source: RefSeq, a predicted model, not a curated record